AUGCUCAAUUUCACUGAUGUGACAGAGUUUAUUCUUUUGGGACUAACCAGUCGUCAAGAAUGGCAAGUCCUCUUCUUCAUCAUUUUUCUUAUGGUCUAUGUUGUCACUGUGGUAGGCAAUAUUGGCAUGAUCAUGUUAAUUAAGGUCAGUCCGCAGCUUAACAGCCCCAUGUACUUUUUCCUCAGUCAUUUGUCAUUUGUGGAUGUCUGGUUUUCUUCCAAUGUGACCCCCAAAAUGUUGGAAAAUCUGUUAUCAGAAACAAAAACUAUUUCUUAUGCCGGUUGUUUGGUACAGUGUUUCUUCUUCAUUGCCCUCGUCCAUGUAGAAGUUUUCAUUCUUGCUGUGAUGGCCUUUGAUAGGUACAUGGCAAUUGGGAAACCUCUGCUGUAUGGCAGCAAAAUGUCUAGGGUGGUCUGUAUGCGACUGAUUUCUUUCCCUUACAUAUAUGGCUUGCUGACUAGUCUGGCCGCAACCCUGUGGACAUAUGGCUUGUCCUUUUGUGGGAAUAUUGAGAUCAACCACUUCUACUGUGCAGACCCACCUCUCAUCAAAAUGGCGUGUACAGGGACUUUUGUAAAAGAAUACACAAUGAUCAUACUUGCAGGCAUUAAUUUCACAUAUUCUCUGACUGUGGUGACCAUUUCUUAUCUGUUCAUUCUCAUUGCCAUUCUACGGAUGCACUCAGCGGAAGGGAGGCGAAAGGCCUUUUCCACCUGUGGCUCCCACUUGACAGCGGUCAUCAUAUUUUAUGGGACUCUCAUAUUCAUGUAUCUUAGACGUCCUACAGAGGAAUCUGUGGAGCAGGGGAAAAUGGUGGCUGUGUUUUACACCACAGUGAUCCCCAUGCUGAAUCCCAUGAUCUACAGUCUGAGGAACAAAGAUGUGAAAGAAGCCAUGAAAAAAGUUAUCAGCAGAACAUGUUUAACAAAAUAA
This is a messenger RNA of Lontra canadensis (Northern American river otter), 933 nucleotides long. RefSeq names its product olfactory receptor 5M3. Bases 1 to 933 code for a protein of 310 amino acids. Gene Ontology annotation, cellular component: membrane. Gene Ontology annotation, biological process: sensory perception of smell; G protein-coupled receptor signaling pathway. The transcript has a single exon. Gene Ontology annotation, molecular function: G protein-coupled receptor activity; odorant binding; olfactory receptor activity. NCBI's taxonomy places the organism in Eukaryota, Metazoa, Chordata, Mammalia, Carnivora, Mustelidae. The record is from RefSeq and is a predicted model, not a curated record.